ACUACACACUAAAUUUUGGGACAAGGAGAAGAAGACUUGCCCCCAAUGUUGGUCAAACAAGAUGAUGCUUUGUAGCCGCAAGUAAAAACCCCCCACAGAACAGAACAACAAAAUACAGAUUGCCCAGCCCAAGUGCUGCACAAAUACAAAAAAGAAGGAGUUCAAAGAUUUUAUUCAACGUGAAAAACAAGAAACCUCAGCCACUGGCAGGCAUGUACUUGGAAAUUCGAACGUAGAACGACAAACGUACGAUUUAGGAGUUUUGUCGUUUUGUCUUCUCUUCUGCUAAAUCUAUGGACGUAUCAAAGAACCCAUCUUUGUAGCUAGUCCGCCAAUCUUCUAUUUUUGCUUCUUCUGAUUCCUUUCUCACGUUCUUUUGUUUACUUGCCGUCGUAAGGCUCUCCUCAUUUUCCUCCACCAAUUCUCAGUGUAAGCCAUUGAAACGACACCGUCACAUAAAUCCCGAACCAACUCCUUCUUCCCGCCUCUCAUCUCAUGUCCCCCGCCCCACGUCAAUAAGCUUCCCUUCUGAUAUUUCUCUUCUGGGUUUUAUAUUUUUCUUCCAUAUCCUCAAGGGUCAAGCUUUUCCUUCUGCUUGACUAUUUCUUUUUGCAUUUGUUGAAGUUGAUAUUGAUCAUCGUCUAGAACCCAAUUACCAAAACUUUGAAAAAGUAUGCUGCUUUCGUUGUAAUUUUCUUUUUUCUUUGGUAUGGCUUUGAUUGAGGCUUUGCCUGAAUUAUUGGAAAGACCAGCAAAUACAAUGGAGUACACAGGUUUGAUGGUGUUUCUAUGUCCUAUAUGGAUGGUCUUUCUUGUUGGUGUUGUGAUCGGAUGGUCGUGGAAACCCAAGUGGGCACCUUUUGGGAACGGCAAGGACAAAUUAGGCUGCUCUGUUUCUAAAGGCUUCGAUUUUUCGUUGCCUUCUUCGCCGUCCCGGUCGUUAAUGUCCCCAUUAAAAGGGUUUUCAUCGGCUCCGUGCUUGAAUUCGUUUGAGUUGGCUUCCCAAGGUUGUGAAGCCUUGUUCAUGGAUAGGGGAUUUGAGAGAACAACUUCUGCUUCACCUUCCGAAUUUGAUGAGGGCAGCACAUCGCAGCUCAAUGAAGAGAAGUCUAAUGUAGUGACAGAGGAGGACUUAGACCUUUUAUGCACGCUUGUAGAUAUGAAAGAUGGAGGUCCCACUUGGAUACAGAUGAUGGAUCGUUCCACUCCAACUAUGAACUUCCAAGGCUGGCGUAGGGAUCCCGAGAUUGGUCCUCCUCAAUAUCGUAGCAGAACUGUCUAUGAGGACGCAACACCUGAGAUAGUGAGGGACUUUUUCUGGGAUGAUGAGUUUCGAUUAAGGUGGGAUGACAUGCUUAGGCAUUCGACAACGAUAGAAGAGUGCCCUACCACUGGAACCAUGGUGGUACAGUGGAUACGGAAGUUCCCGUUGUUCUGUAAAGACAGAGAAUACAUAAUAGGUCGUCGAAUUUGGGAAUCGGGAAGGUUGUAUUAUUGUGUGACAAAGGGAGUACCCUAUGCCUCUAUUCCAAGGCAUGACAAGACAAGACGCGUUGACUUGUACUACUCAAGUUGGUGCAUUCAAGCAGUGGAAUCAAGAAGAGCCAACGGCCAGCUGACGGCAUGCGAGGUUCUACUCUUUCAUCAUGAAGAUAUGGGUAUUCCACGGGAAAUUGCAAAACUUGGAGUACGAAAAGCAGUGUGGGAGACCGUCAAGAAGAUCGAGGCUGGCUUACGUGCCUACCAAACAGAAAGAGCGUUAGGACUGCCACUUUCUCGAUCAGCCUUCAUGGCUCAGAUCAACACCAAAAUACAUCCGGAGUACCUGAAAGCCUCAGGAGACAACGAGGAUUCAUCACAGACUGAGGUGGUGACUGCAUCUGGCAAAGCUGUGCGUAGGCACAUACCGAAGCUCCUAAUAUUUGGUGGAACCGUAAUCCUUGCUUGCACUCUUAGUCGAGGGCUCUUGAUGAAGACAUUGGUAUUUGGGAUGGCCAGAAGGUUUGCAAAGGUGGAAGAUGCAAGGACAUAUCUUCCUAUGCUGCUAAAGAUUAAUACUCCUUGGAAGGAAGCACCAGGAUACCCUGCUUAGCUGCAGGGGUAAGGGGAGCUAACGAGCCACCAAGGUUUCAAAGGAGUCCAACCCGUCAAAUUGGGGUGCCAACUUUAGCAUCUGAGUGGUGUUGUUCAGCUCCACCUUCGGUUUUGGUACGACAUGUUGGAUGGUUUCU
Messenger RNA from Prunus avium (sweet cherry), 2231 nucleotides. RefSeq lists its product as uncharacterized. The record is from RefSeq and is a predicted model, not a curated record. Lineage: Eukaryota; Viridiplantae; Streptophyta; Magnoliopsida; Rosales; Rosaceae. Gene Ontology annotation, molecular function: lipid binding.